Molecule: messenger RNA, 564 nt
Organism: Saccostrea cuccullata (small rock oyster)
Lineage: Eukaryota; Metazoa; Mollusca; Bivalvia; Ostreida; Ostreidae
Exons: 1
Coding region: 1-564 (187 amino acids)
Source: RefSeq, a predicted model, not a curated record
AUGAGCGAGAAAACCGUGUAUGUAACAGUGCUUAGUGACCAGUACAGUGACAUUUCUUCUGAUGAAGCGGGUGAACUAGAGUACAAGAAUGUAUCGUCAGACGAAGAAGAGUUGGAAAAGAUGGUGACCGACCCUAACCCGGAAGAUCGCGAGAUCCUAUCUGUGAGUUCGUCAAUACUGGAGGACAUUAUGCGCGAGGAUCCCGCAGUAAAUAUUGAUGACUUUCUGUGCGGGGAUCAAAAUGAUUUCGAAUUUCGGGGAGAGGACUUCGAAGAAUUCAUGGAGGAUGACGAGACCUCGGUGCCGACAGAGGAUAGCGACAUGGACACUACUAACGAAACCGGAAGUACCUCAGAGACGACGGUGAUUUCGUUAACUCUAAUUAAGACUGAGACAGUUUAUCCAGAUGGUACAUCAGAAGUUGUGCGCAACACAACCAUCGCGCACUCGAGAAAUAUGGAUCCAACGAAUGUGAACUUUGCCGACAUCGCGAUGGAGAUAAUCACCGAAGUCCCUAACCAUUUUAAUCACCGUGAUGUGCGUGUCGUGAACUCUACCUUAUAA